This is a messenger RNA of Astrephomene gubernaculifera, 899 nucleotides long. The record is from the annotation of a GenBank genome assembly. Lineage: Eukaryota; Viridiplantae; Chlorophyta; Chlorophyceae; Chlamydomonadales; Astrephomenaceae.
GCUCCGUCCCCCGGCUGGUUCAGCUGCGGGGCGGCGGGUGGCGGGCUGGUGCUGCUGGGCGGGCGGCAGGCGGUGUCGGUGCUGUGGGCGUGCGGCAGCUACGCUGAGUGGCUGGCUGCCAAUGGCGCACACCCGCACCAGCACCUGCAGCACCAGCAGCAUCUGCAGCACCGGCGGCCGAUGUGGCAGGCUGGCGGUGGCAGCAGUAGCGGCGGCGGAGGGGUCCCCCCGCGGGCGGAUGUCGCCCCCCUGGCGGCCGCCGCGCUGCGCCAGCUGGCCCGGGGGCUCAGCGCCCCCAGCGGGCAGCAACCACCACAGCAGCAGCAGCAGCAGCAGCAGGAGCCCCAGCAGCAGCCAGCCCCCCUCAGCCUGGAUGAUUUGAUGGCGGCUCUGCGGGGGGUGGCUGCUGCUGCUGGGGGACAGGCGGAGGAGGAGCAGGUCCACACCCUGCUCUCCAGCCUGGCCGCCCACCCCGCCCUGUGCCUGCAGCACCUCUCAGCCGCCCUGCCCCUGGCAGCCGCCUGCUGCACACCAACACACCAGCAGCAGCAGCACAACCACCCCCACCACACGUCCUCAGCGCGGCCCCCACUGUGGUCACCCGCCGGGGGGGCGACCCAUCCGCACCUCCAGUCGCAGUCUCAGCCGCAGCCAACACCUCCACCGUCUCCGCCUCUGCGGCAGCAGCCACAGCAGCAGCAGCAGCGGCCCUCUGACAGGCUGCUGUCGCCUCUAUCAAAGCAGCCUGCGAGCAGCCGCAACAGCAGCAGCAGUAGCCGCCCUCCCUCUCUCCUUCCCUCCUCUCCUCCCCCUCUUUCCCUUCCCCCGCCGGCCCUGCUGCUCCCGCUGGAGGCUGGUGUGCUGCGGCUGCUGGGCGGGUGCGGCCAGCAGCAGGCGGA